This is a messenger RNA of Eublepharis macularius, 1116 nucleotides long. Its product is annotated as CAAX prenyl protease 2-like. The record is from RefSeq and is a predicted model, not a curated record. NCBI's taxonomy places the organism in Eukaryota, Metazoa, Chordata, Lepidosauria, Squamata, Eublepharidae. The coding region runs from base 88 to 1035 and encodes 315 amino acids. Gene Ontology annotation, biological process: CAAX-box protein processing. The transcript has a single exon. Gene Ontology annotation, cellular component: endoplasmic reticulum membrane. Gene Ontology annotation, molecular function: metalloendopeptidase activity.
GACUGGCCUCUUCUUCUUCCGCGGCCCGGAGGCGGGGAUCCUCCACGCGGCCCUGCCUGCUUGCCUGCCUGCCUCUCCAGCGCUCCAAUGUCGGAGGAGGCGGGCGCCGGGCCAGAGGGGUCGAGCUCGGGACUCUGCUGGGCCUCGCUGAUCUCCUGCUUCAGCCUGGCCUGUUCCUACGUGGGUAGCCUCUAUGUCUGGAAGAGCCACCUGCCCAGGGACCACCCUGCUGUCAUCAAACGUCGAUUCACCAGCGUCCUCAUUGUGUCCUGCCUGUCGCCAUUCUUCAUUUGGGUCUGGAAAGAGGUGACGGGUAUUAAGCCAGGUACAUCCCUUCUUGCCCUGAUGGGCUUUCGGCUUGAGGGCAUCGUACCAGCAAUGCUGCUGCCUUUGUUGCUAACCAUGGUCUUAUUUCUUGGCCCCCUCAUCCAGCUGUCUAUGGAUUGCCCUUGGGAUCUGGUGGAUGGUUUAAAGGUUGCAUUUGACUCCCACUUCUGGGUGCUCUGUCUGACCGACAUGCGCUGGCUCCGCAACCAGGUCAUCGCACCACUUACAGAGGAGCUGGUGUUCCGUGCCUGCAUGUUGCCCAUGCUCGUCCCCUGCACAGGAUUGGGACCUGCUAUCUUCACCUGCCCACUCUUCUUUGGAGUCGCUCACUUUCACCAUGUGAUUGAGCAGCUGUGGUUUCACCAGGGAAGCACAGCUAGCAUCUUCCUCUCAGCAGUGUUCCAGUUCUCCUACACAGCAGUUUUUGGAGCAUACACAGCCUUCAUCUUCAUCAGGACAGGGCACCUCGUUGGGCCUGUCCUCUGCCAUUCUUUCUGCAAUUACGUUGGAUUCCCUGCUGUGGGUGCAGCACUAGAGCAUCCACAGCGCCUACUGGUGGUGUUCUUCUAUUUGUUGGGUGUGGUCCUCUUCCUCCUCCUCUUGCACCCCAUGACGGAUCCAGCCUUCUUUGGACACCUCCCCAUCUGCUCCCUGUCCAGGUUGACCUCUGCCACCAACAGUAUCAGCAGCUUAUCUCUCUGUUCUUGACACCAGCAGAGAACUUUUCUCAACCUCGCCCUUGCACACGGUGGCAUAUGGCUACACCGCAAACUUAAAAACGGGUUUUCA